Molecule: messenger RNA, 2519 nt
Organism: Dermacentor albipictus
Lineage: Eukaryota; Metazoa; Arthropoda; Arachnida; Ixodida; Ixodidae
Source: RefSeq, a predicted model, not a curated record
GGCCUCUCGUAGUAUGGUCGGGACGGGAAAACAAAUGCAUGUGAAUCGAAUCUGAAAAGCUCGCGCUGCCGCAUUUAACGAACGAGCUACCAAGGACUCCUCUUAUUUCAACCCUGACCUAAAUCAUUUGCCAGGAGCGCUUUAACGACGCGCACUUUUGCCUCUGGACAGAGAAUGCUUUCCACGAAAUUCGCUUGCGUUACCGCAACAGGCCAGGAAAUAGUGGUGCCGGCCCUCAACUAUUAGAACGCAAGCAGCAUUUCAACGACGUCGUUGUCCUGCAAAACCCUCGGCGCAAACCCACGCGGCCCGCAGUUCUCGAAACAUGCCGAAGGGAUGCUGCGUGCCGUGCUGCCCUUCGACCGAACGCCGCUGCGGCAACGCGGUCUCCUUCCACGAGGUGCCGUCGGACGACCGCUGUCGAGACGCCUGGGUGGACGCGAUCGCUGGCGGCGACGCCGAUGAGCGGGCGCGACUUCUAAGUAACGCCCGGUCCGUCGUGUGCUCGCUGCACUUCAAGCCGACCGACUUCAAGGUCGGCAUGAAGCGUCGCGUCCUCGUGGCCACCGCCGUGCCUUCCAUCUUUCCCGACAAGAGCACCGCCUUGGCCCUGGAACCGCCGUCGCGGAAGCGACGGCGACGUCGGACCGCGGAGCCCUACUACUACUACAACGUGCACUCCGUCAAGGGCGUGGAAGAGGUGGACGAAGAAGACGCGGCGGCGGCGGCCGCGAGCGAAGCGGUGUCGACGUCUCGGGCCACGGCCACCCCGGAGACGACGACCAUUAUGAUACUGCCUGGGAUGGUCAUCCGACACGAGAGGUAGUCUCUCGAACGCGGUGUGUGUGUUGGUGUGUGCGCGAGCGCGGCCAGCGGCUGGAAUUGGCGAUGUGCGGAGAACGCAAAGUGUAGCACGGUCUAGGUGGGUGCGACGCCGAACACCGGCAGAAGACUUCCGACCUGCGUUUACGUCGAAGCUUGCGUUGUGGUUCGUACCUUCGCCAGCCUGCUGGAAAAUAGCAUCAGUGAGCUUGAUAUAAAAAUGCGUCUUCAUUAUCUGGCGUCUUGUUAGCGUGUGUGCAUCUUUUGCAGUGCCUAAUUGUAACAAAAGAAGAAAAAAAAAUGCACUACAGCGGGUCUCGCAUUCUGAAGAUGACACAGCCCUGGUACUAUGGUUAUACAAGUGCCGCUUUCUCGCGGGGCAGCUUAGCAAACUUUGCAAAAUCAACCUCCGUUCUCAGUUUAUGUAAAAGGAGGCUGCACGAUUCCCGAUGCCCUGUCAUGUUUUGCUUGAGCGCCACAGGGGGCAUUUUCUCUAAAGCGUGUCCAGAAUGGAGGAUCACCUUUGGACGUACGUGGACUAGUGUUACUGUUUUGCCAAAAUACUGUGACAGAGUUGCAAGUUGAUUGAUUAUUUACCACAGGUGGCAACAUCUUGUGAAGCCACAUUCCACAUGAAUGUGCUGGCACGUUAUAUUGUUUAGUUGCACGACUCUUGUUGGUGUGAAAAAGUGUAGGUUUAGGAUGUUUUAUGCUGCUGCAAGAACUAUUAUGCCGACAGGGGCCACAGCUACACACACACAAAAAAAAUGAGACUAGCACAGUUUGUUUAAAUGCACUGUCACCACCAGUAAUUCAGUUUGCUGCAACUCCAUCCUGGUAUUCUGGUGCAAUGGUACCAAUAUAGAUCUGUCCGGGUUAAAACUCUUCACCGGUACUCGUGCGGCCUCCGUAUUGGAGAGUAUCUUGCCAAUUGGUUCGAUGGUCCAUUAGUAUAAACUAUGCCUCCUACUCUGAAAGUAUGUGUUGUUCAGCACUCUCGUGAAAAUAAGUGUGCAGCAAGCGCACAAUAUCUAAGAGCCAGUGCGGCUCGUCCUUUGUUUCUUAUAUCUUGAAGGAUAUAGAAGCUUGUUAUCUUGUGGUAAACGCUGAAGCUGCCAUCAGUGUCACCUUUGUUCCGUGCAUAUGCAAAAUGCCUUAGUUUGUAAGAGGACCUUGCUGGAGAAGCAGUGAGUGUCACAUUCGUAUACAACAAUACGUGUGCACGCAUUUGACAAGCCUGUUGGUCUGGAUCUCAAGUCCGAAGAUUUCUGAAGACACGCAACAUGUUCUCCAUAGGAAACUCUGAAUGUGUGUGGUCCGAAUCAGAAGUGCCAAGAACGUUUGCCUAUUAGCUGUGCAAAGGAUAACUUCGUUUUUUCUAAGCUCUGGCGUCGAUGGCCCCUCUGUUACAAGUACCUGCGGGCUUUGGAAACCCUACGGCCCACACGACCUCUCUGGGUCCUGUGAAAUGCUGCUUGGUGAUAAGACUGUGUGUGCACAUUUUUCGGGAAAUGUCGGUAGCACAUGCCUUGCUAUGCAAGUUGCACAAACUGCUGGGUGGCGUUGUUGUUGAACCGAAUUUCAGUGUGUGUGGCCUGGCAGCAGCAAGUGUGAGCAGGUCGCUGGAGACUUCGACCAAAGCCUUAUUGUUGCACCGUCAACAGAGAUCAAUAAUAAAUCAACCUGCACAUAUGGCA